Molecule: messenger RNA, 2220 nt
Organism: Postia placenta MAD-698-R-SB12
Lineage: Eukaryota; Fungi; Basidiomycota; Agaricomycetes; Polyporales; Adustoporiaceae
Exons: 18
Coding region: 4-2082 (692 amino acids)
Biological process (GO): intra-Golgi vesicle-mediated transport
Cellular component (GO): Golgi membrane
Source: RefSeq, a predicted model, not a curated record
AGCAUGGCUGGAGCUGAACAGAACUUCUCUGGUGCGCUAGCGACAUGGAGGGACAUUAACUUGUCCGAACUUCAAAAGACGCUGGAUGACCAAGGCAUCGAGCUAGUUGAGAACCAGAAGGAGAGCGUGGUUGGCCGCAAGGCUCUCGCAGACCGUACGAAGGAGUUCAAGAAGACACCGGAUGAGGAGAAACUCACGGUAUUCAAGGGUCUGUUGAAAGCCUAUCAGACCGAGAUUGAUAGUCUCACGAAACGAUCUAAAUCCGCCGAGAACGCGUUCUUGAAUGUCUACAAAGUCCUUGCAGAGGCCCCGGAUCCAUACCCCCUUCUCGAAGUGGCCGUUGACCAAACCGUGAAGGUGGCCGAGGCUCGCGAGCUUGAGGUGGAGCUCCAGAAAACGCGGGAUGAGAAUGCUGAGUUGCGCAGGCGCGUUAACGAAGCCGCGUCACUGGAAACGGCCAAGAGGAAGGCUGAUGCGCGGAUUGAACAGCUCGAACAGAAGAUGGAGGAGAUGAUUCAGGAGAAGGUCACCCAAAAAGAGAACGAGUUGAAUGCCACGUACGACGAGAAAAUGCGGAACUACGAGGAACGGGAGCAGGACCUCCAACGACAGCUGGUUUUGACGAAGAGCCAACUUCGGGAUCUCCGUAUGUCUAACGAAUCCAACCAAGCCAAGCUGUUUGAUCACUCGCAACGACAAGACCAAGAGGUCGUCUCUAAACUUGCUGAGCUUGACAUGAUGGUUGCCGACCUCGAGCAAGCCAACAGCCGUGUUGCUACUGUUGAACGCCGGAACGAGCUUCUACGAGCUGAGAUUGAGGCGAUCAAGAGCGGCAAUGACCAUGCUGAUCGAGUCAAGGGCCUUGAGUCAAAGAUCACGGACCUUGAAUCAGAGACAGACCGAUUAUCGCGUGCAUUGGAAGUGCAGAAGUCAGCCACAUUGGACGCCCAGGCCGCGGCUACUCGCAAGGUCGAAGAGUCUGCACGAGAAUUACAGAAGAAGUCUGGCGAGAUUGAUCAGCUCAGACAGAAACUCAAGCAGUACAACGACUAUGACGAGAUCAAGCGAGAGCUCGAGAUCAUGAAAUAUGUCGAGUUCGCCGGAUUGGAGGAGGAAGAUGACACUGAGGGUGCCAGCUUGAACGGCAACGGUGAUGCUUUGGGCCUACAGCUCCAUCUUCCAAAUCCAAAUGCAGACAAGGCUAAUGCACAACGCGGGAAGUCUCUUGAAGUCCUCCUGGCCACGAAGAACAAGCGCAUUCUGGAGGAAUUGGCGAAGUUCAGGAUCUUGCAUGGAGAGCUGGAAGCAUCCCUCCAGGCAACACGAGCAGAGCUUGAGGCGACUCAUUCAGAGCUUCAGAAGCAGAAGGCGCUCAAUGAUAAACUCGAGAACGAUCUCCUCCAGAUGGACCAUCGCAAGUCCAAUGGAGAACCGAACGGUAUCCCAAGUACCUCCGAGUCCACGACUGCCGGCUCCGCCGAUCCUCUAUCUGGUCUCGAGUUGGGGAAGAAAGGCAGCGAGACAUCUGCGAGAACGACGCCAAUACCUUUCGGAUCCUCUGCUGAUACCUCAAUAUUGCCCAUUGUCACCAGCCAACGCGAUCGAUUCCGGCAACGAAAUGCUGAAUUGGAGGAGGAGCUGCGCAAGCAAUUUAAUAUCAUAUCCGAACUUCGUUCUGAGAUCAAGAGUCUGCAGGCAGACAAUCUUAAGCUAUACGAGAAAGUUCGGUAUAUGCAGAGCUAUCGCGAAGAUGCCGCUGUCAGACCGUCGACUUUGGACCCACUGCCGUCCAGUGCGACACGCCCAGACGACAUGAGCAGAUAUCGUGCUCGAUACGAGGAAGCCAUGAACCCUUUCCAAGCCUUCCGUGGAAGAGAAGCAACGCGAGCUUAUGAGUCCCUCAAUCCAUUGGAAAGAGGUGUGCUGGUCUUGACUCGGGCCAUCCUUGGCAACCGACGAACACGGACUGUCUUCAUUUGCUAUGCUAUUGCCCUUCAUGUGCUUGUAAUGAUCACUACCUAUGAGUGCACCAUGUCGUCUGGGUCACAAGCACAACGACAGCCCAGUCCAUACAGUUCAUGAUGUGCUUCCCUGACCCAUAUACAUCUGCCUUUAUUUCGGAUUCCGGACUUGUAUGGCAUGCUAUUAGCUUGUGGGACUCCUAAAUAGUGUACCGAUAUAUGCGGUAGUCUUGGAAUAGCAGCAUCCGACUUCACAUGU